Messenger RNA from Aspergillus bombycis, 1770 nucleotides. RefSeq names its product adenylate-forming enzyme AfeA (gene afeA). NCBI's taxonomy places the organism in Eukaryota, Fungi, Ascomycota, Eurotiomycetes, Eurotiales, Aspergillaceae. The record is from RefSeq and is a predicted model, not a curated record. Gene Ontology annotation, molecular function: CoA-ligase activity. Gene Ontology annotation, biological process: secondary metabolic process. The transcript has 3 exons. The coding region runs from base 1 to 1770 and encodes 589 amino acids.
AUGGGUCUCUGGGAGUCUUCAUUGGCACCGCCCCAGUUGGGGGACAACCGCUCUUACACCGACUUAUUGACCUUUGCUUUCGGCGGCCCUCGUCCCUACAAUGAACACCGGCCGUUAUUCAUUGAUGCUGAACACCCUUCCUGUUCCCUCAAUGCUCUCCAAUUCCGAUUAUUAGUGCGAACCCUUAUUGCUGGGUUAAAGGCUCAUCAUGUGCAAAAAGGUGAUUGCGUUCUGGUCCACAUGGGAAAUAGCAUCCUAUACCCCGCCCUUUUUUACAGUAUUGUCGGUGCUGGCGGUGUGUUCAUGGGCUCGAAUGCCCGCAGUCAGCCCCAAGAAUUAGACCACAUCCUUGAAUUGGGUAAUCCCAAGUUGAUCAUUACGACGCGCGAUGCCCUACCUACAGUCCUCGACGUCUCGGCCGAUCGAGGCAUGCUUCCUAGUCAAGUGUGCUUAGUGGACGAGGCUGCUACAAGCCAUGUAGCCCAAUUGUUGUUGUCGGGUCCUCUGACCUACGCUGCAGCCAUUGCCCCAUAUCUGCCUCGCGGUGGAGACAACUACUACCUGAACUUCGCACAUCUCCUCGGCUACGGCGAGACCGGUUGGCUCUUUUUCCAAGAUGAGGCCAUUGCAAAAUCCACGCCGGCAGCGAUGUUCUCCACCAGUGGCACGGGAGGGUUACCCAAGGCUGCCAUACUAUCUCACCACGCUAUAGUAUCACAUCACCUUAGCAUUUAUUACGAUGUACCCUAUGAGGCGACCCGCCUGAUGUCACUGCCCAUGUUCCACCUUUUUGGUGCCCUCUGGACACACAUCUUCCCUAUUCGAUAUGGACAGCCACUGUUUAUCUUGCCUCGCUUUGAUAUUGCCCAGUAUGUGGCGGCUGUAUAUCAGUAUCAGAUCACAGAGGCGUAUAUGGUACCUGCGAUGAUUCAUGCCUUCAAUCGCUGUGCAUUCCCAGCUGCAGACUACCUUCAGUCAUUGCGAUACGUUGGCGUAGCGGGGGCUCCGAUUGAUGGGGCCUCCAUGCAGCAGUUCCAAGAACUGCUCCAUGUCGAUGCCAAUGCAUCCCAGCUUUGGGGUAUGACCGAAGUGGGUGUCGUGUUCCAAAACCGUUACGGGGAACCUGGCAAUAGCGGAAGUAUUGGGCGGCUCGUCCCGGGAUACGAGAUACGACUGGUUGGACAAGACGGCAACCUGGUUGUGGACGAUAAUAAGCCAGGGGAGCUGUUUGUGCGAGGUAACGGCGUGCUUACUGGCUACAAAGGACGAGAUGAUGCCAAGGACGCGCAGGGGUGGUUCCGCACCGGUGAUGUGGCGUAUGUGAACAAUGGGUUAUAUUACAUUGUCGGCCGAACGAAGGAGUUAAUCAAAGUUCGAGGUUGGCAAGUGGCUCCAGCCGAAUUGGAGGCUGUACUCCUCAAGCAUCCUGGCAUCCAGGAUGCAGCGGUGACGGGCGUUACUUCUAAAGACGGUAGCACCGAAGUGCCACGAGCUUUCGUGGUCCGCGCGAGACAGCCGGCCGGGAUGCAGUUGACGGAGGAGGAGGUGUACAUGUACUGUCGACGACAAUUGGCCAGCUACAAGGCGCUCGACGGGGGUGUGAUCUUCGUGGAGGAGAUUCCACGCACGGCGAGCGGGAAGAUUCAACGGUUCAAAUUGACGCAGAUGAACACGUACCGCGACAUAGUAUCGUCGCUCUUGGCGCGGUUCAAAGGAACAAGUGGCCUCCAGACAGUUGGUCUCUUGCAUCAAGGACGUAUUACUGUUUAG